Messenger RNA from Vidua chalybeata, 3877 nucleotides. Its product is annotated as cytosolic purine 5'-nucleotidase-like. The record is from RefSeq and is a predicted model, not a curated record. NCBI's taxonomy places the organism in Eukaryota, Metazoa, Chordata, Aves, Passeriformes, Viduidae. Gene Ontology annotation, molecular function: 5'-nucleotidase activity. The transcript is spliced from 17 exons. The coding region runs from base 860 to 2521 and encodes 553 amino acids.
CCCAGGAGGGAGCUGGGCACAAAGAUAAGAGCUCCACGUGCCCUGUGUAUCACGGGAGGGGCUGUAAACAGGCCUGCGCAGGGGUUAUCGGAGCCCUGCACCUGCGGGUGGCUCCUGCCCCGGUCGUCAGCCCCAUCGCCGGUGUGGAGAGAUGUGUGGGUGUAUGUCCAGCCCUGUAUCCGUCCCUCCACAGCCCUGGGACAACAGCUGCUCCGCUGCCCCUCCAUGUGCUAUGGGAUGCUCCCUCCUGCCUGGGUCAAGGCCGGGCCCGGGGCCCCACGUCAGCGUCCCCGGGGUGUCGCAAGAGCCUCGGUGGGGGCAGCCGGGAGUGCUGAGGGAGGGGGACGGUCCCUUGGGGAGACACACGCAGGUCUCGAGAGGCGCUUUAGGUGCUGCUUGGGGACGCUACGGCAGCCCCAUGGGGCGGGGGUCGCUGUGUCCCACGGGCCGGGGGUGCUCCGUCCUCCCCCUCUCCCCCGGUGUGAGGCCGGGAUACGCAGCGCCCAUCGGUGCGGCGGCGAGGCCGGUCCCUGACCCCGGUUAAUGAUUCGCCGCCCGGAGCUUCCCGCUGCCAGCGGCGCCGUUGGGCAAACAGCAGCUCCGGGCCCGGGCCGGGGGGCACGGCGGGGGCAGCGCCCAGGAGCGGGGAGCGGGCCCCGUGUGCGGGAGCCAGGCGUGAAGAGGCGUCCGUACCCCACGGGGGGGGCACGGGGGGAUGGCUGCCCCAUUUGGGGUCACCGCCUCGGAGUGCCCCGGCUCCGUCCCGGCCGUGCUGCCCGAGGCGGGGCCGGGGCGGGGCGGUUCCGCAGGGCCCCGUUAAAGCGGCGGCGGCCGGCGGCGGUGGCCGAAGGCGGUGGCGAUGGGCAGCGAGGGCCAUCGGGGCUCAGCGGCGGCCCAGGGCUCGGGGCAGGGCGACCCCCGGGCCCUGCGGAGGGACUGCCAGCACCGGAUCUUCGUCAACCGGAGCCUGGCGCUGGAGAAGAUCAAGUGCUUUGGCUUUGACAUGGACUACACCUUGGCCAUGUACAAGUCCCCUGACUACGAGGAGCUGGCUUUUGCUCUGUUGCUGGAGCACCUUGUUGCCAUUGGGUACCCUCCUGAGAUCCUUGCCUACAAAUAUGACCCCACCUUCCCCACCCGGUUAGUUUGUGGAGGGGAUCCCAGUGAGGGGAGGGUAAGUGAACCCCCCACCCAACUGACAGCUGUGUGGUGCAGGGGUCUGGUGUUUGAUGCCCUGUACGGGAACCUGCUGAAGGUGGAUUCUCAUGGAAACCUGCUGGUCUGUGCCCAUGGCUUCCGUUUCCUCAAGGGAGCCGAAAUCCUCCACUAUUACCCCAACAAGUUCAUCCAGCGGGAUGACAUGAAACGCUUCCACAUCCUCAACACCCUCUUCAACCUCACAGAGGCCCACCUCUAUGCCUGUCUCGUGGACUUUUUCACCAACUGCUCCAGAUAUGUCAACUGUGACACUGGCUACAAGCAUGGGAACCUCUUCAUGUCCUUCCGCAGUAUGUUCCAGGAUGUGCGCGAGGCCAUGGACCAUGUCCACCUCUCUGGCUGCCUCAAGGAGAAGACGCUAGAGAACCUGGAGAAAUACGUGGUGAAGGAUCCCCGUGUGCCGCUGCUGCUGAGCCGCAUGAAAGAGGUGGGGAAGGUCUUCCUGGCCACCAACAGUGACUACACCUACACUGACGCCAUCAUGUCCUACCUAUUUGACUUCAGCAAUGAGGACAAGGCUGACGUCCCACGGCGCCCCUGGAGGUCCUAUUUCGACCUGAUUGUGGUGGACACCCGCAAGCCCCUCUUCUUUGCUGAGGGCACCGUCCUGCGCCAAGUCGACACGGACACGGGGAAGCUGCGCAUGGGGACAUACACUGGCCCCCUCCAGCACUGUGCUGUGUACUCUGGUGGCUCCUCAGAUGUGGUGUGUGACCUCCUGGGUGUGAAGGGCAAAGACAUCCUCUACAUGGGGGACCACAUCUUUGGGGACAUUCUCAAAUCCAAGAAGCGGCAGGGCUGGCGCACCUUUCUGGUGGUGCCCGAGCUGGCCCAUGAGCUGCAGGUCUGGACGGAGAAGAGUGAGCUGUUUGAGGAGCUGCGGAGCCUGGAUCUCUUCCUGGCCAAGCUGUACCAGCACUUGGACAGCGGCAGUAGUGAGCGCCCAGACAUCAGCUCCAUCAAGCGUCGGAUCCAGAAAGUCACACAUGAGAUGGACAUGUGCUAUGGGAAGAUGGGCAGCCUGUUCCGCUGUGGCUCACGUCAGACACUCUUUGCCAACCAGCUGAUGCGCUAUGCAGACCUCUAUGCUGCCUCCUUCAUCAACUUCCUCUAUUACCCCUUCAGCUACCUCUUCCGGGCACCCCCUGUCCUGAUGGCCCAUGAGUCAACAGUGGAGCACUCUUGCCGGGACUCAGGGGACGCGGUCACUGCCCUUCCUCCCUGGCUGGCCCAGCAUGGUGACCCUGGCCAGCAGGUCCCCCAGGACUCAAGUGGGGAGGAGGAAGAUGAUGGAGAAGCCUGAGCACAUCCCAACUGCUGCCAUGCUGCCCAUGGGAGGACAUUCAGUGGCCCUGGACCACUUGCACUCAUGGCCAGCUUCCACCUCUGGUGGCCACAGGAUGGCUGGUGGCCCUGACUCAUGGCCCUUGUCACACCUGUCCCUGGGCAGCUGGGACCUUCUCCUGACUCUGCCCAGAGCCAGGAGAGGGUCCCCCCCAGGUCUGCUAGCUCCUGCCUCUUUAAUUCAUAUCUGCCUGGUGCCCCUUUAACUCAUUCCUCUCCCACCAGCUCAAUGCCAGCAUGGGGGCAUCCAACACCAGGCUGAACAGAAAGUGCCACUGCUGCAGUAUCACUGGAAGCCCCACUGCAGCAGCUGGGGUCCCAGCAGCUCCUGCCUGUUUAGCCUCUGGGCCUGGCCAUGAGCACUGCAAUGCUGGGGGGGGGAGGGGGGGGGCUCUGGAGGUGACACCUGGCCCUUCACUUGCUGUUCUUCUUUUCUUCUUUCUACCCUUUUCUAUUUAUAAAAAAAUACUCAAAACUCCUGGCACCGCAGAUACAUAACAUUGGUUUUAAAGGAAAACUGCUUUGUCCCUGCACCUGAGAGGUGGGGGCAAAGGGCAGUCCCCAAGUCCUUGCCCAGCAGCUGGGACAAGCACAAGCCCUUAGGGAAAAGGUGGCAGCCCUGAGCUAUCCCCACCUCUGCAGAGGGGGCCAGGCCAGCAGCACUCCACAGAGUGGAGCCAGCCCUAUGCCAACUCUGGCACACUGCUCUGAGACUUCUGCCAUAGAGAUGCUGAGCCAAGGCUGGGGUUGGAGACAGGAAGAAAAGAGCGUGAUGGGGCCAGGACCACUGCUUGCUGGGGCUGGGUGGAUGACAGUAGGGCUCCCCCACCUUCCACAGCUGCUCUAUGGUCACUGUUCACAGCAGAGAGCACCUGCCAAUCCCCUCUGCAGUCUCUUGCCUGGUACCUUGUGCUGCUGCCUGCUCCAAGUGCAGGGACAGCAGCAGAGGGGGCCUGAGUGCAAUUACAGGGCUCAUCUGCCCCCAGGAGCUGCAGACCUGGCCUGCUGCACCCCAAGGUCCUCUGCAACCCUUGGUGCUGCUCUCAGUCUCAGAGCCUGCACAGAAGCUGCUGGGACACUGCAGGUCCCCCAGCUCCUCAGGUACAGCCGUUGCUACCACCUGUGCCUCCAGACACUGGGUCUGCAUAUAUGCCUCUCAGUAGGGGACAUACAGAUGUUGUCCAGGUGGGGCACAAGGCAAUUCCAGAACAAAUUGCUCAGGACUUUUCUUCCAGACACUGGGAGGUGCCUGGAACAUUGCAAUCCUACUGACACCAUUCUACAGCAGGAAAACCAGAAUGUGUGUCAUGUCAGA